Molecule: messenger RNA, 1307 nt
Organism: Nicotiana tabacum (common tobacco)
Lineage: Eukaryota; Viridiplantae; Streptophyta; Magnoliopsida; Solanales; Solanaceae
Source: RefSeq, a predicted model, not a curated record
AAUUGGUUCUUGGGUAAAAACAUAUGCAGGCUGAGCUUUUUGAUAAGUUCCUUCAUGGAUCAACCUUAGAGGAAUGCUAUUCAGUAGUUGCUUCAGUUGCGGAUCGGUGGCUUGACCUGCUUGAUAAUCAAGGCAAUGAUAUUGCGGACAGCGAGUUGCUUGAUUAUAUAUCUGAAUCAAGCACAAUGAGCAAGUCUCUAGCCGAUUAUGGUGAGCAAAAGUCAUGUGCAGUAACCACAGCAAAAAGGCUUGCUGAUUUUCUGGGGGAUGCAAUGGUCAAAGAUAAAGGAUUGCGUUGUCAGUAUAUUGUUGCAUGUGAGCCAAAGGGAACCCCAGUAAGUGAACGUGCUAUUCCUGUUGCAAUAUUUGAAACUAAUGCUGAGAUCAUGAGGUUCUAUGUCAAAAAGUGGUGCAAAAUAUCAUCAGAAGUUGGAAUACGUUCCAUUAUUGAUUGGUCUUAUUACAAGCAACGACUUAGUUCAGCAAUCCAGAAGAUUAUCACAAUUCCUGCUGCAAUGCAGAAGGUUUCAAACCCUGUGCCAAGGGUGGUUCAUCCUGAUUGGCUGCAUAAGAAGGUUCGUGAAAAAGAAGACAGAUUUCGCCAACGAAAAUUAAAUGAUAUCUUCAGCUCAGUGAACAAAGAUGAUGCAGUGCCAAGUAAAAAUUCUAAAAAUCAGCAAAAUAUUGAAGACCUGGAAGACUUUAGACACAGCGGUAAAUCGUCUAUUUUUAGUCCGAGGCCUGUUGUACAUCGUUAUGGAGUCAACAAAGAACAUCCGGUGAACACUAGUGAUCAAGUGGACAAUCAACAACAAAGUGGUCAUGCUAGCAGUCCAUGCAAGAUGUUACCUUCACAAGAAAUUGCUGCUGUGGAAGAUAUUGACAGGAAUGUAGAUUAUCAUGGAUGGCUACAGCAAAAAAAGAGAAGAUGGAAAGAGAUUCGUGAGGAAAGGAAACGCCGAAGGUUGGAUACCUCAAGGACAGUAAACCAUGUUAAUGGCAGUACUGAAUUGUCUCAUCACAUGGUAAACCACAAACGCCAGGGUAGAACUGGGGUUAAUUCCUACUUUGAGCGACAUGAAUUAGCUCUCACACGAAGUCACUGGCAGAUAGUUCAGCUUGAACCUACUUCACAGCAUGGACAGUUUUUUGCAUGGGUAGUUGUGGAAGGAGUCAUGCACAAAAUUUCAGUAACUAUCCCCAGAGUGUUUUACCUCAACUCCAAAGCUCCUAUAACAGAGGAAUUUCCUGGAAGACGUGUCACCAAGAUUCUUCCUCAUGGACGCCAUAGCUACAAUUUAAUUGAG